Messenger RNA from Mya arenaria, 2338 nucleotides. RefSeq names its product coadhesin-like. Lineage: Eukaryota; Metazoa; Mollusca; Bivalvia; Myida; Myidae. The record is from RefSeq and is a predicted model, not a curated record. Gene Ontology annotation, cellular component: membrane. The coding region runs from base 62 to 2281 and encodes 739 amino acids. The transcript is spliced from 13 exons.
UGGGUGGUCGGAAUGGUCGGGUUACACACCGUGUGAUUCCACCUGCGGAACUGGUACAAAAAUGGCCUUCCGCGGUUGUGAUAACCCACUACCACAAAACAAUGGAAUAUACUGUCAAGGGGAGGUCUCCAAAUCAGCAUCCUGUAUUGUGAAACCAUGUCCAGUGGACGGCGCUUGGAAUUCUUGGAUUGAAUGGGGCGCAUGCUCAACCACUUGCCAAACGGGGUUUAGAAUCCGUUCACGGGUAUGCGACAAACCAGCAAAUGCGCACGGUGGGAAACCAUGUCCCGGUUCAUUCAAUGACAACAUUACAUGUUUUGAAAGGGAGUGUCCAGUUGACGGGGGUAUGUCCGAUUGGAGUGAAUGGUCAACUUGCUCCCAUUCCUGUGGAAAUGGAACCCAGACACGAAAUCGGACCUGUACAAAUCCCACACCCUUGUAUGGUGGUGCUUACUGCAUGGAAGAUAGUAGCGAGGACCAGCUAUGCUUAGUUGUUAACUGUCCAAUCAAUGGUAACUGGUCGGAUUGGGCUGCAUGGGGCGCGUGCGACGUCACCUGUGGAAACGGAACAAUGACAAGAAGGCGAUCAUGUGACAAUCCUCAGCCCAUCUUUGGAGGAGCGGACUGCGUCGGAAAUGAAACUGACGUAACAGAAUGUCCAGACAAGUGUUGUCCAGUGGACGGAAACUGGGCAUUAUGGUAUCCGUGGUCGCCAUGCCAAGGCAACUGCUCUAAGGGAACUCGGUCCAGAUUCCGGAACUGCGACAAUCCCCGUCAAGCUUGUGGAGGCAAUCACUGUAUUGGUGUAUACAGACAAACUGACGACACUUGUCUUCCUAUUGAUUGUAGGACAACGCCAACAACUACAAAUGCACCUAUUACUACUGACACAGCUACUUCGGCUGGACCUGACUCUACAGCAACAACAUCUGCAUCAGGUGCUUCAAUAGCGGUCUCAACUGUCACUGGCGGUUUGACUGAUACGACAAUAGUGGCAGCGACAACAAAGACAUCUACGACAACCGUAGCAACAACAACAGCGUCUGCAGGGUUUCAGCCUUUAGUUGACUGCGAUUUUGAAGACAACACGUUGUGUACGUCCUGGCAUAACGCCAAGGGCGCGGACGAUUUUGAUUGGACCCUUCAUAAACAACAAACGGCAACCGACGGAACAGGGCCACAAAACGAUCAUACAUUUGGCAACAGCUCUGGAACAUAUAUCUAUAUUGAAUCCAGUUCACCCCGUCAAACCAAUGAGAAAGCCUGGUUAGAGAGCCAGUGGAUUGCUGCACGGCACCCUCUUUGUUUAUCGUUCUGGUUUUCUAUGUACGGAUCUAGUAUUGGUCAACUUAACAUUUACGAGUACGAUGGGUCUCAACGUCCCGGAAAAAUAGCGUGGUCUUUAGAUGGAAACCAAGGAAAUAAGUGGCAGCAAGCUAAUGUUCCAUUAACAUCGAACGUCAUCUUCUCAGUAAUCAUUGAGGCUACCGUUGGCAACGGCUACCUUGGUGAUGUAGCAAUUGACGACAUAUUAUUGGACGACCGCCACUGUAACAUGUUACCAGAGUCAGCGAACCCAUCGGUUUAUACGACAAUGCUACACACGACAGUAUCACAUACUUCACAACAACAGGCAUUCACAUCUACAACACCCGUAACUCAUAUAUCCGGAUGGUCUGCUUGGUUCCACGGUCCAUGUUCGGUAACCUGCGGUACAGGGAGCCAAACCAGACUACGUCAUUGUAACACGGGACACGUGGUGGAUUGCCCGGGCAAUAAAACGGAAACAAUCGCCUGUCAAAUGAAGUCUUGUCCAGCGUGGUCGAGCUGGUUUAACUUACCAUGCUCAACAACGUGCGGCAAUGGAACUCGAACCCGAUUACGCCACUGCAGCAGCGGACACGUGGAUGACUGUUCCGGCAAAAACAUGGACACUGUCACAUGCAACAUGACGCCGUGUACAGUUCAUGGCGGAUGGAGUAGUUGGUCAGCUUGGUCGCAGUGCGAUGUUACAUGUGAGAAUGGCCACGUCCAGCGCAUGCGCACAUGUACUAACCCUGUACCUGCACAUGGAGGACACGACUGCAGCGGAAACGGCUUCGAGAUGCUUCAAUGCUCAUUGGCUACAUGUCCAUCAUGGACGGCAUGGUUUGAUGGGGACUGCUCUGUUACGUGCGGUGUCGGAACAAUGUCUCGACUAAGGUUUUGCUCCACUGGUAACGAUGAGGACUGUUUAGGUAGUCCCUUUGACUCGUAUUCCUGCACAAAGCCGGGCUGCUGAAACCUGAUUACAUUUUGUUUGCAUGUGUAAUUGGUAUUGGUACGUCUAAAUCUAGAA